UUAUUUAGGCUAAUACCGUACUCACUUUUGUUAACUUAUUUCUUAUUUGAUUAUUGAAUUUAGUGAGUAUGAUUCUAAUAUUUUGUAAAGGCUUUUGUCGAACACUCUUUGUAAUCUCAUUCCUGACUGGCGUAUUUUUAAAAUCAACUCAAUCCACUUGCGCAGUAGGUCUGGGUAUAAAUACUCAUGUUCGAUUGAAAUUACUUGUCCCGCCAGCCAGUUUUUCAAGGUCACACUUCUCGAGGCCGUGCUGUCCGUAAAGACACAUGCCAUUGUCGUUUAUUGCUGUUAAUAAAGAAUUAAAAGUGACCUGGUCUUGUUACUGCUCGGUUACAUAUGGCGCUGCGAGCAGUCACUUAAAACGGCAAUGGCAAAGCACGUAAAUCCCGAGGACUGAACGACUACAAACUACGGAGGCCAACGGGGGAAACAGUUUCAAGGCGACGACAAACUACGACGGACGAUAGGGAAAUCCAAGAUGGCUGGCGGUGUACCACGGACUUGACCCAUGAACUGUGUAUGACUUGAACUUUAAUUUUUUUUCUCAAAUUUGGACAGUUAAAUUAUCAUUUCAUUUGACAUCUAUUUAUAGAAAAAGGGGUUUAAUUGUUUAAAAGGUGUUAUUUAGAUCUGAUUUUUUUUUAUAUCAAAUUAAUUCUUUUCAAAAAUGUUUAUUGUGAAAUAAGCAAAAUGAAUAAGAGGGAGUUACAAAAACGUGUUCAUGAGCUUGAAAAGGAAUUACUGGAAUGUGAUUUAAAACGUGAUGUUCCCCACUUUGUGAAUCCUUAUUUCAAAGAUCGAAAAAUUCAAAAGUUCAAUGGAAAUAAUGUACCAGUUGAUGAUUGGAUCGACGAGCUGGCUUCUGUGUUCCAUGCUAUACAUAUGUCUGUUGCUGAAAAAUGUGAUCUUAUUUAUUCGCAUCUUGAGGGUGAAGCUAAGGAUGAAAUCAAAUUUCGCUCGGAUAUUCGCUCAGCACCAAAUGAAAUGUUGGAAUGUCUACGUAAAGCCUUCGGUGACAGGGAAUCCAUUACCGUACUACAGAAAAAUUUCUUUGGUUGUAAACAAGGAGAAAACGAAUCUAUCCGAAAAUACUCCAACACCUUACUUGAUUUAUUCCAAAGGAUUAUUCGUAAGGAUUCAUCGGUUUUCAGACAUAAGGAACGCACGUUAUGUGAACAUUUCUCCGAAAAUCUAAGAGAUGCGCACAUCAGGAGAGAAAUAAAGAAAAUAGUACGUAAGUCAGAAGAGUGUGAUUUCUAUGCAUUACGGGAAGAGGCCAUAUUAUUGAGUGCGGAAGGUGUAAAAAUGUCGCAUUCGGAACCGGAACAAAAGAAAACGGAAAGUGAAGAUUCACCUUCAUUCAACAAGCUUAUGUCUGCUAUUGAACAACAACAAAAACAAAUUAAUCAACUCACAGAUAUUAUGAAAAACCCUCCUACGAUGACGCAAAAUAGAUUCACUGAUGGAUACAGAAAAUGUUUCAAUUGUCAGGAAUUCGGUCAUAUUUCACGGAAUUGCCCAAAAAGAAAAGAUACAGGAACACAGCAGGAAAACUUUGCCCCACUAUCGACCGGAGUCCGACGGUAGACGGGAAUACAAAGGGCUCUCCUGGAAUUUCACGCAUGAUUGGAGCAUGUCCGGUGAUUAAUAUUGUAAUAGAAAAUGUGAGUAUCCCUUGUUUAGUUGAUACCGGAUCUAAUGUGUCUACAAUAACAGAAAGUUUCUAUAGAAAAUAUUUGGAAAAACAUGGAAAAUCUUUGACCCCGUGUAAAAUUCAACUGAAAGCAGCAAAUGGAAUUAACAUACCAUA
Molecule: messenger RNA, 1810 nt
Organism: Saccostrea cuccullata (small rock oyster)
Lineage: Eukaryota; Metazoa; Mollusca; Bivalvia; Ostreida; Ostreidae
Exons: 2
Coding region: 691-1587 (298 amino acids)
Molecular function (GO): nucleic acid binding; zinc ion binding
Source: RefSeq, a predicted model, not a curated record